Drosophila navojoa is the source of this 1693-nucleotide messenger RNA. It is a transcript of the gene Dop2R, whose product is annotated as dopamine D2-like receptor. Gene Ontology annotation, molecular function: G protein-coupled receptor activity; dopamine neurotransmitter receptor activity, coupled via Gi/Go. Gene Ontology annotation, biological process: G protein-coupled receptor signaling pathway. Gene Ontology annotation, cellular component: plasma membrane. NCBI's taxonomy places the organism in Eukaryota, Metazoa, Arthropoda, Insecta, Diptera, Drosophilidae. The record is from RefSeq and is a predicted model, not a curated record.
GGCAAACAUGCAGCGGAAGCCUUGCGUUGGCGUGCAGCGUGCGGCGUGCUCUACGCUUCUAGGUGAGCCCCACUAGGGCGACAGAGCGAGCGGUCGAGGCGUGGCCAGCAGCGGCAUGAUGGCUGCCCUUGCCUCAGCAGCCGGCGUCGCUGUGGUUCUGCCGGCAGCGACAGCGGCAGCUGCUGCGGCAGCAACAACCGUGCGAGCAACAGUUGCCAGAGCGACAGCGACAGCAACAACAACAGCUACAGCAACAACAAAAACAAUAACAACAACAACAUCGCUGGCGGGCAAGUUGCUUGGCCAUGUGCACAAUCGCACGACCGAAUUGAAUGUGGAAGGCGUGGCAGAGGCGGAGCCUCGCGACGAGCCGGAUGGGCUGGGGAUAUUGAGUGGGAGUGGGAGCGACAACGAGAGCCUGGACAUGGGCAUGGGCAUCGGCAGCACCUCGACGCCCAGCAGCUAUCUCUCCCUGUACGACGAGGUGGCCAGCGCCCUGGACGAGACGCAGGCGGCCGAGGACGCCGGCUAUGCGCUGAUUGAUGACAUCAGCGAGUGGCUGCUGGGCGCCGCCGCCGCCGGCGGCAACAAUCUCAGCCUGAGCAGCGAGCUGACAUCGUCGAGCCCCACCGGCAGCAGUGUCAGCAGCAGCUUCAACGAGUCCCUCAGCUGGCUGACCCUGGACAUGGCCGAUGUACAGAACAGCACGCUGUCCAGCCUCAGCAAUGCCAACAGCAGCAGCAGCGCGAGCAGCGGCGGCAGCAGCGGCGGCAGCAGCAGUAGAGGCAGCCAUCUCGAAGGCAAUGGCGAGGACGAGGCGGGCGGAAUCUAUGCGCUGCGUAAUUUUGUGGAGCAGCAGCUGAAUGGGGAGUCGGCGCAGGAUGCGCAGGAUAUCGCGCUCAUCGACAGCGCCGAGGAGAGCGCGCUCGAGAAUGUCGCCGACGGCGAGGCGGACUACGGCGUGCUGAGCGGCUUCGGUGGCGGCAGCCUGGACGCGGAAGUGGAUGCCACCAGCGAGCUCCUGCGGCGCACAGCGACAACGCUAACAAAUCGGACGACAGUCGCCUCCGGCUACGAUGCGAACGCCGUCUGGCUGAGUGGCGCUGGCGCCCAGGCAGCCGGUGCUGCGGGUGGCGUUGCCGGAGAGCGCAGUGUCGGCGGCGAUGGCGGUGCUGGCGCCAGCAACGGCGGCAGCUCCUUCAUGCUGCUGCUCGAGAACUUUAACGAUUACUUUCCCAACUACAAUGGCAGCACGGUUUCGGGCACAACGGUCGUCGGCGCGACCAGUACGGCCAGUACGGGCCUCCUCGACCAGAACCUGACCAGCCUGUACUUUGAGAACUAUCGCACCAAUUGCACGAAUGCAACGCUGAAUCUGACAACGGAAUCGUGCCAUGAACUGCGAAUCGUGGACCACAAUUAUUGGGCGCUCAUCCUGAUCCUGUUUCCGAUCCUGACGCUCUUCGGCAACAUUCUCGUCAUCCUCUCCGUCUGCCGGGAGCGAUCGCUGCAGACAGUUACGAAUUAUUUUAUAGUAUCAUUGGCCAUUGCUGAUCUGCUGGUCGCCGUAGUCGUAAUGCCGUUCGCCGUCUACUUUCUGGUAAGUGUCCUCGCCGCACUCCCGAUUCCUGUCAAAAUGCAAAAUUGCCCUCCAUUUGCGUUUAAUUUUAUCAAGUGUCUGGGGGCCAUCUAA